UCAGGUAGAAUGGCAUGAAUAAAUAAUAACACUAUAAAUACAAAGCUAAAGAAUUGCGUUGCUGAUAUUAUAUACUUGUUUGUCAAGAUGAAAGCUCGUAUUGGACUACUUGUGUUUUGUUUUUGUGUGACAAUUACCCUUUUCGAGGUUAUAGGGAAAAGCGAAGCUUUAAGACCAAAGAAGCCUAAAGAAUGCAAUAACGCAAAGGAUUGCGGCUAUAACCAAUGUUGUGCCAACGACAAAGUUAAAGGACGGAAAAAAAGAUCCACGGGUUAUGCUGGAAUUUGUAAACCAUAUGGCCAACGGAAAUCAGAAUGUGCAGUGAAUAAUCAAAAUGCUAAUGAAGUUGUGUUCCUUGGUUGGUGUCCGUGUAGCAAACCAUUUGAUUGUGUUGGAACAGGGAUGAAUGAACCACCGUUUGGUGAAAAAGCCGAUCCAUCAUCUAAGAUGGCCACCAUCGGGGGACUUAGUUUAACAUAG
Mytilus trossulus (common blue mussel) is the source of this 480-nucleotide messenger RNA. RefSeq lists its product as uncharacterized. Bases 88 to 480 code for a protein of 130 amino acids. The transcript is spliced from 5 exons. The record is from RefSeq and is a predicted model, not a curated record. Lineage: Eukaryota; Metazoa; Mollusca; Bivalvia; Mytilida; Mytilidae.